CCCACCGGCGCGGGACGCGAGGAUGCGGCCGAGCGCGUAGGGGCUGUGCCAUGCCCGGCGCACCCCGCCUCUGCCCCGGCAAUGGACCAGGUUUCUUCUGUGGGCACUGGACUUCCAGCUACCUAUGCCUAUUGCCUGUGAUGGAAGAACUUGAUGUUAAUGUGAGUUCCAGUGAGAGGUUCAACGUGGCAGAGAAGAUUGCACUGCUAACUUUUAUCUCAGCAGUCAUACUCAUGGCUAUCCUGGGGAACUUGCUGGUGAUGGUGGCUGUAUGCAGAGACAGGCAGCUCAGGAAAAUCAAGACCAACUAUUUUAUUGUCUCACUUGCCUUCGCGGACCUGCUGGUUUCAGUGGUGGUGAUGCCAUUUGGAGCUAUUGAACUGGUUGAGAAUAACUGGAUUUAUGGAGAGAUGUUCUGCCUGGUUCGAACAUCUCUAGAUGUCCUCCUCACCACAGCAUCAAUCCUUCACCUCUGCUGUAUUUCAUUAGACAGGUACUAUGCCAUCUGUUGCCAGCCUCUGGUUUACAGGAAUAAGAUGACGCCAAUACGCAUUGCUGUAAUGCUUGGAGGGUGCUGGGUAAUCCCGACAUUUAUUUCUUUUCUCCCCAUAAUGCAAGGCUGGAAUAGCAUUGGCAUAAUAGACUUGAUACAACAAAGGCAGUUCAACAAGGCUUCCAACUCAACCUACUGCGUAUUCAUGGUCAACAAGCCGUAUGCCAUUACCUGCUCAGUGGUGGCCUUCUACAUUCCCUUCCUCCUGAUGGUGCUGGCCUACUAUCGGAUCUACAUCACAGCCAGGGAGCAUGCCCGCCAGAUCCGGAUCCUCCAGCGUGCAGGAGCUCCCACAGAUGGGAGGCAGCACCAUCCUGACCAGCAUAGUACCCAUCGUAUGAAGACUGAGACCAAAGCUGCCAAAACCCUGUGUAUCAUCAUGGGGUGCUUCUGCCUAUGCUGGGCUCCCUUCUUUAUUACAAACAUAGUGGACCCUUUCAUAAACUACACUGUGCCCGAGCAGCUGUGGACAGCUUUCCUGUGGUUGGGCUACAUCAAUUCAGGGUUGAACCCUUUCCUGUACGCCUUCUUGAACAAAUCUUUCAGACGUGCCUUCCUCAUCAUUCUGUGUUGUGGUGAUGAACGAUAUCGAAGGCCUUCCAUCUUGGGUCCAGCCGUCCCCUGUUCUACCACCACUAUAAAUGGAUCAACACAUGUGCUAAGUGGCUGUUCCUCUAUCUCCAAGUUCCUCCUGCUGUUCUGCAAUAGACCAGUUCCUGUCUAACCAUGAACAUGCUCUGUAUACAGUUUUACACAAUGGGCAUCAUCAGGAACAUGAGAAGCUUCCCAUCCACAAUGACCCAGAAUCCCAGGAGUCCUGUUUCUAACCAAGAUCCUGGAAGAGAACAAUCCACCUUCAGGACUAGAAGGUGCUUGGGCUGUAGUACUUUAAUACAAACUCAUUCAUCUUCAUUUUCAUGGUGCCUCUUGUAUGGAUCUGAGAUGAAUGCCCAGCCUCAUGAAUAUGGAGACUCAUGAGGCACAGGAGGGGAUGUAAUGAACAGGAUGAUUGAGGAGACCUCUCGGCUGCUGCAGAAGAAUGUCUGGACCGUGUUAUCAGAGCAGGACCAUAUCUGCAGUGCUUUACAGGGGAAUGCAGAUGUACUUCACUGUAUACAGAUAACACCCACGCAAACCACGCUCAAAAACAGAGUGCUAUUUUUUCCUCCGCUGCCAUCUUUGCACAGGCCACCUCCUUGUUUUUUGACAAUGAUAUUGUGAUCUUAUAAUUUCAAAAUUUGACUUGAAAACCUAACAUGAAACCAUGGUAAAUUCUUCCUUUAUCUUUUUAAGGUCACACCCACAUAUUAUGGUGCUAUCAGGAGAGGUAGCACUUCCGUAUUCUUUAUUAAAAUGUGAGGGUUUUUUUAUAUGCUUUAUUUGUGUGAUGUCAGCAUGAACUGCUGAUUUCCGCCCAUCCCAUGAAGUCUUGUUCUGUAGAUGCUUUUUAAUAAGUCUCUUCAACCAAGAUCUCUGUUGGAAGAUUCAUGGAGCAAAAGCAGCCCAUGAAGAUCUGAAACAAGCCCCACAGAGAUGUACUAUAUUUGGUAAGGAUAUAUGGCCCACAGGGACUGUGCAAGUCCCUGCAAAUGCUAUUUCAUCUUGAGCUAAGUGGCCAGAAGACAGCAGUCAUGUUCUGUUCUAUUUCCUGCAAUUAGAUGUGGGUCCCAAUCUCCUGGCAAGUCAUCAGUGCAGUCCUUAUUUGGGCAAACUUUGGGCGCUCCUACUGUAAAAGAAGGUUGGUGAAGAGAUUGGAGAAUAUCAAUCUGUAAUUGAUCACUAAGUGCCAUCUUGAUAAAUGUGUGUCAUCUAAAGAGCUUUUCUACCUAAAGCUGUAAGAAUAAAUCCCAUUUGCAUGAUUUUUUUUGGAUUCCUUCCAGCUCUGAGACUUAUUUAAGAAGUUUUAGAACUUUCAACUAUUGCUGUACACACUUGUCCCCUUACAAAAAUCUCAGUUCCUAGGUACUUCCUGCAUGCAUAUGUUACUAUGUUUCCUGUAAGAAGAUUCCUCCUUUGCAUGUGAAUGACACGCAUGGCUGUAGAGCUAGGGACCUUGGGAGUCUGAUUUUAAUUGAGGGGGAAAUGUGCAGGUUCAAGACUGUGAACCUGUAACCUCUUGGAUGAAGAUGUACCCCAAAGAUGACAGCCACAACGUGCAAAACAGAACUGUAUUUUGUUACAUUGUGUUAUCAUGUACAGAUUUUUUAAUGUAAAGAAAAAAAGUUGACAUUAUUUAUUAUUAUUUUUUAAAAAGGAAUUAAGUGUUUCUCCAUUAAAAGCUUCUAAAUGUGGGAGCUUAACAC
This is a messenger RNA of Alligator sinensis (Chinese alligator), 2856 nucleotides long. It is a transcript of the gene HTR4, whose product is annotated as 5-hydroxytryptamine receptor 4. The coding region runs from base 51 to 1277 and encodes 408 amino acids. Gene Ontology annotation, cellular component: plasma membrane. Gene Ontology annotation, biological process: regulation of appetite; adenylate cyclase-activating adrenergic receptor signaling pathway; chemical synaptic transmission. Gene Ontology annotation, molecular function: G protein-coupled serotonin receptor activity. The transcript has 8 exons. NCBI's taxonomy places the organism in Eukaryota, Metazoa, Chordata, Crocodylia, Alligatoridae. The record is from RefSeq and is a predicted model, not a curated record.